UGCAUCCGGCCGAAAUUGACAUCUGGGCAAUUGCCGUUAUCUCCUCCGUUGCUCAUUUGGGAUCCUUCGACGAUGGUUCAUCGACCAGCGUCCAUCCAAUGGGGUUCUAGGAAGGAUUAUAAUGGAAAAAGGGCCUUUAGGCGCGAUGCUGGUUUUGCUGACGGCGGUCGAUUACCACCCGGUAUCAUCAAUGCUGCCAAUGAUUGCUUCUGCAACAGUGUGCUGCAGGCGUUGGUUGCCACUCCAUUACUAGAGGACUUUAUAUGCUUUCGAAACGAUUCCAUGGAUCCGUCUCUAAGUCCAGCACUCACCAAUGGGCGGCCUAUAGCUGGUCCAGCGGAAGUGAAAUGGGAAAGCGGAAUGCAAAUAUCCGAUCUGUUCUUGCAAUUUAUGGAGAUUGCGUAUCAAGCUCGCGGUGCUGAUGACGGCGCUUAUCUGAAUCCUAGGGAUCUCAUACGGCUCCUUGGUUCCAAAUUUGACCAGUAUCUCGAUUUUCGGCAGCAGGACGCCCAUGAAUUGUUGCGCCAUCUUCUCGAUGCUAUGUACAUGGAAGAAAUGGACAUAAUCAAAAAGCGCCAACCACCUCUGGAACGAAAGAAGACGCGCGGGGUGAGCAGAGCGUCUGAGCACUCCAGACCACCAUCUAGGAGUGCACCUGGUCUUGGCUCGCUUGACCCCAUUCUGGAUGUUCCGAAACUCGCCCCGUUCCCUUCCAGUAUUUUUGGAGGUCAAUUGGCAAGUGUCAUUGUAUGCAAUACCUGCAAGCAUAUUUCUCACACAUAUGAAGACUUUAUGGACCUUUCUAUCCCUAUCAAAACAGAAGAAGAACGCAAGAAGAGUCGACUGAAAUUGUUUGCUCAAAUGUUCUCAUCAUCAUCCACUUUUCAAAUCCCCAAACCAACAACUAUUUCCCCCUCUGCCGACGAUAGAGUCCCAAACGGUAAAGCAAAUUCUGACAAACGGUCCGAAGCCGAUAUGGAAGGGGCUUCAAGGCUUGGGCGCAGCCUAUCAGUCAAGAUACGAAAGAGCAGAGAAAGAUUGGCCCACGGUUAUCCCUCCCGCUCGACAUCUAGACCUACAUCUGUCGAGCGUAGUUCAACCCAAGUCAAGAGACCUCGAAAACAGACCCCAGGGGAGGCAGCCUACCUCCGGGCACUGCUUCGAGACGAACCUAUUCACGCUUCCAAUCCACUGGCUCUUCUCAGGUCAGCUUCACCCAGUUCAUCGGCUACACGCGUAUCUCCUGCCUCGGGGGAUUCUUCGGCGAAAUUCGGCAAUGGUUCUGGGUUGCUCGACUGUCUUCGCAUGUUUACUGCUGUGGAGAUACUUGAUGGUGAAAACCUAUUUGCUUGCCAUAAUUGCUGGAAAACUGAGAACCCCCUUCUCGCAAAACGCCGAAGGAGACACCACUCCGGUUCCGAAAGUUCUUCCUCUUCGUCUGCUUCAUCCGAUGACGAGCUGUCUCAGAGUCGUCGGCGACCACUUCCGUCACCAAGCCUCGCGGUUCCGGGUGCGGACUUCCCGCGGCCGUCAUCAGCUCAGGCAAGACUAUCUAGACCAGGGGCCAUAUCGGAGGAAGAAAUUGAAGUCAUUUCGUCUUCAGUUGUUUCUGAGCCUCCACCAAGGCCCGAGCCCAUCAUCAUUCGAUCAUGCCCUUCCAUGGACGAUUUGCAUUCGAACGAUGCUGUGGCGAAUGGAAUAAGUCUAACCUCCACGAGGAAUUCCAUCCCCUUUCCCAAUACCGCUAGCCUGAGCGUCCCCUCCGUAUCUAACACACCACCAUCAGACAUGCCACCCGGCGAGGCCUCCGUCCCAAGGUUCCGUCGAUUCUCCUCUUUUCACGCGGAGAAGCUGCUUUCUCCUCAUGUCUCGAGGGAGUCGCUCGCGUCCGCACCCGAAAUUCAGCGCCCCAUUACUCCGCUAACGUUAAAGAUCAGAUCAGAUGGAACCGUGUCAGACGAGAGUGUCGUGGAUGAAGCGGAGACAACCUCGGUUCACCCUUCUGAAUCUGACGGUGCUUCGCUGUCGUCAGCAACAAGAGGAGCGGGUGCAGUCCCGCAGCGUACGGUUCCGAAUGUUGCACAGCCAACUCGAUCAGUGAAGAUUCCAAAGCGCUCCGAGCAAAUAGUUCUUAGACGAGCAUUUAAACGCUACCUGAUCAGCACUCCACCGCCAGUUCUGGUUAUUCAUCUCAAACGGUUCCAGCAAACAUCCAAGUCAUUGUUCGCCGGAAGUGCCAAGAAAAUCGAUGAUUUCAUAUCUUUUCCGGAGUAUCUUGACCUCCGUCCCUUUCGUGCACCAAGAAAAGAGCGAUAUGGAUUAGACCAACGCGGGAGGACACCACGCGAAGGAUCUGCACAAUAUAAGAAGCAACAUCGCUUGUUCUCCAGCAGAGACGAGGAGGAAGAGCCCCCGACUUGGUAUCGUUUGUAUGCUGUUGUUGUGCAUAUAGGAAGUAUGGUGAGUAAUCGGGUGACGGGUAGGCAUAGUAUGGACUAAACUGUAGUGGCAUAGCUCGGGGGACACUACAUCGCUUACACAGCGUUGUCUCCAAGGCCAACUACGUUGGCCC
This is a messenger RNA of Cantharellus anzutake, 2572 nucleotides long. RefSeq lists its product as uncharacterized. Bases 73 to 2499 code for a protein of 808 amino acids. The transcript has 8 exons. Gene Ontology annotation, biological process: protein deubiquitination. Gene Ontology annotation, molecular function: cysteine-type deubiquitinase activity; cysteine-type endopeptidase activity. Gene Ontology annotation, cellular component: cytosol; nucleus. Lineage: Eukaryota; Fungi; Basidiomycota; Agaricomycetes; Cantharellales; Hydnaceae. The record is from RefSeq and is a predicted model, not a curated record.